Molecule: messenger RNA, 1381 nt
Organism: Aspergillus aculeatus ATCC 16872
Lineage: Eukaryota; Fungi; Ascomycota; Eurotiomycetes; Eurotiales; Aspergillaceae
Exons: 2
Coding region: 445-1035 (196 amino acids)
Source: RefSeq, a predicted model, not a curated record
UUCACCAUUGGCGAAUGCGGCAUGCCCAUGGAGGAGGCCCGAUGUCCCCAGUGCGAGGCCCCAGUUGGAGGGUUGAACCAUCAGCUCGCUGAAGGCGCGAGACCAGCCGAGGAUAUGGACCGGGAAUUUGGCGAGACAGAACUCACCGAGCAGGACAUCAGGGAGGGGAUGAUAAUGGAGGAGCUGAGAGAAGAAAUGGUGGCCGGUGGAGUAGAAGGAAAUCUGAUCGAGAUGUAAAACAGAGGACGAAGAAACACUCGGUACUGUUUUGGAAGAGGUCAUCAGAAAACGCCAGUCAUGAAGGAUGGGGUAGUGGAAUAAAUUGCAAGAACAUGUGACUUAUUUUGGGAAGGUAGAAUGAAUCUAGAGUGCUGAGGAUUUGUCGUGCCCCUCCAUCCCUCCUCCAUCCUACAUCCACCAACCCACCCAUCUCUGAGCUGUCAAAUGCCCCUCCUUCCAUGCGGCAUUUUUCUCUCAUCUCUGCCCCUCCCCCUUCGCCUCUCCACCACCAUUCUAAUACCACACAUAUCAUGUUCGAGCAUGAGCAUUGGAGCAUGCAAGAAUUUCCCCCCAGCGCGUACAGCGGGAAAAGAAUGUGGCAGCCUUAUCAGGCGAGGGGAUGAGCGGAGCCCAGCGGCUAGGGCGAAAAGCAAAUUAAACUCGACCGAGAGUGCCUUGCAUGCAGCUAGCUGCCUACAGCUGCAGCUUUGUUCCCCUCCAUUCCACGUUUACUUUCCGCCUUCUGACCUCAACUGGGAAGAGAAAUUGACGAUCGCUCCCAAGCUUCGCUUCUGGGCUUUCCAGGUUCCGACAUCCCCGGCCAGAUUGGAUCGAUAUGAUACGCGCAACGGUUACGGGGAUCUUAUGCAGAAGAGGGAGGGGGCCUGUGUUGUGCGGGAGGUGCAAGCUGCUACUGCCUGCGGAUACGACGAUAGAUGGGUAAGUGUCUCUUGCUUCGCUGUGGGUGGUUGUGCUGUUGAUGUUGAGAACACACCAGAAAGCGAGAAGCUGAAGAUGUUGGGAUACAGGACCUGAGACUGCUAAUUUAGAAGAGGGGCCGAAUGGCAUCACACUGAUACGACCGCGCUCUAGAUAGACGGUUCUUGUUACGAGUGCAAUCGAAACAGACGAGCCAUAACCCCCACCACUCAAUUCGAACCCCUUCGUAUGGCUGCCUUCGCCUACACACGCCCCUCCUCUAUCCACCGCCCACCAUCCACACCUGUUUUCCUUCUACCCGCCGAUCUCAUUUGAGCUCUUGCUCGUCGCAGACAACAGGCCUCUCAGACACAUACAUGAUGCAGCAGCAGCAACAGCAGCAGCAGGCCAUUUGGGCAUUUCGACAUGCAGCAUACAGCUCGACCACCUGAUAACAUUUUAC